AGAGUGUUUUCAGCUGUUGUAUUUGGUGCAAUGGCCUUAGGAGAAACCAGCUCUUUUGCUCCCGACUAUGCUAAAGCCAAGAUAUCAGCAGCCCACCUGUUUCAGCUGUUCGAAAGAGUGCCCUCAAUAGAUAGUUACAGUGAGGAAGGAGAGAAGCCCGAAACAUUUGAGGGAAACAUAACCAUCAAAGAUGUGGCAUUUAACUAUCCAAACCGACCAGAGGUCAAAAUCCUCCAGGGUUUGAAUCUACAAGUAGAAAAGGGACAAACUCUGGCUCUUGUUGGUAGCAGUGGCUGUGGAAAGAGUACUGUUGUUCAGCUGCUCGAGAGAUUUUAUGACCCACUUGAUGGAGAAAUGCUUUUUGAUGGCAAAGGUGCCAAGGCACUAAAUAUCAAGUGGCUGAGAGCCCAGAUUGGUAUCGUCUCACAAGAGCCAAUCCUGUUUGACUGCACUAUCGCUGAAAACAUCGCGUAUGGAGAUAACAGUCGUCAGGUGCCAUUUGAGGAAAUUGUUAAUGCAGCAAAAGAAGCCAAUAUUCAUACCUUCGUUGACUCUCUGCCAGAUAAAUACAAUACCCGUGUAGGAGACAAGGGAACGCAGCUUUCUGGUGGUCAGAAACAACGUAUCGCUAUUGCCCGAGCUCUUGUGCGUCAGCCCCAAAUUCUGCUACUGGAUGAAGCUACUUCUGCCUUAGACACAGAAAGUGAAAAGAUUGUUCAGGAAGCGCUGGAUAAAGCCAGAGAAGGCCGUACCUGCAUCGUGAUAGCUCACCGCCUCUCCACCGUCCAAAAUGCUGACAAGAUUGCUGUCAUACAGAACGGCAAGGUCGUAGAGCAAGGCACCCAUCAGCAGCUUCUGGCUGAAAAAGGCAUCUACUAUUCUCUGGUCAAUGUUCAAAGUGUGUAAUGCAACACGUAGAAUAAAGGCAGUACUUACCUCUGAA
Messenger RNA from Pipra filicauda (Wire-tailed manakin), 943 nucleotides. RefSeq names its product phosphatidylcholine translocator ABCB4-like. The transcript is spliced from 5 exons. Gene Ontology annotation, cellular component: membrane. The coding region runs from base 31 to 906 and encodes 291 amino acids. The record is from RefSeq and is a predicted model, not a curated record. Lineage: Eukaryota; Metazoa; Chordata; Aves; Passeriformes; Pipridae. Gene Ontology annotation, molecular function: ATP hydrolysis activity; ATP binding; ATPase-coupled transmembrane transporter activity.